AUGGACAAUCAUAUUGAUGAGUCAUCUACAACAACAAAAACAUUUCGUUUUAGUUCAGGUCAACUUGUGACAUUGAAUGAAUAUCAAAUCGGAAAAAUUCCAUAUUUGACUGCAUUAGUCUCUGCUGGGUUUAGUUUCGAUUCAGUCAAAACCGAUGAAGGAUACUAUUUACUUGAUCCUCGCAUCGACUGGCAAGGUUUUCUAUUUAUCCUGGAUUCAAUUUCAUUUCAUUCGAUACGACAAAUAUUUACUCAUCUACCUAAACAUCAUAAUAUUUUGGCUGUUCUUGCUCUUAUGGAUUUUCUUGCCAUGGGACCUGACAGAAAUCCAACUCUUGAAGAAGUCAAUUCGAGUUUCUUUUGGAAUGUCGAAUUCGGUGAAAAAUUAGAUCUAUAUCAAUUUAUUUGUAGACCAUCUGAUAUGCAAGAUAUGGCCGUUCGAUUUGCCAUUGCUAUGACAAAAGAAGAAUAUGAUUUUACAAAUCGUCAAGUGAUCGAUCAGAUCUAUUGGUUCAUCAUGUUUAUUCUUAGUGCUCACGAAUUAUUUGAAACAAAUCUUCGUUAUCAUGUACAUAAAAUUGCUCAAAAUUGCUUUUCUAUAUAUUGUCCAUCUUUAUUAGAAUGUCUCAAUCGACUACAACAAAGAACAGAAAACAAAAUACAUGAAUCAUCGAUCACAACAAGCACUCAUAUUAAUCCUCAUGAAGAAAAAAAGGAUCAAGGAGCAUAUCAUGAUUAG
Rotaria sp. Silwood1 is the source of this 738-nucleotide messenger RNA. NCBI's taxonomy places the organism in Eukaryota, Metazoa, Rotifera, Eurotatoria, Philodinida, Philodinidae. The record is from the annotation of a GenBank genome assembly.